UCUCUACCGUGACGGUUUUAUUCACUGUCUCUUUCUCAAUCUUCCACAAAAGUCUCAACGUAUAGAGAGAAACCAAGACGCAAUCUUUUAGUAUAGAUAGAUUGAGAGAUAAAGAUAUGUGGGAAAGAUCAAAGAUCCAAUCUUGGUGAAAUGGCGGUAAGCUCUGCGGUGUAUUCAUGCCCGGGGAUGAUCGGAAGUUGUGGGCAGGUUAGAUCAAAACGGUGGAGAGUGAAGUGUCACUUGUCACCUGUAAAAUCCGCCAAGUAUUCCUCUAAAAUAUCAACCGAUAUCGCUCUCCACGAGUCUCCUCAGGCCUUGUUUGAUGAAUAUUUGGAAGACAAAUCAAGGGUUUUCGAAGCAAUGUUUCCGGAUAAACCCAAAAACUAUAGGCUUAAUGAGGAAGAAUGGAGAAUCCAAAUGUUACCAAUAAAAUUUUUCUUCCUCACUGCGUGUCCAGUGGUGGUCAUGCGGAUUAGAUGCAAAUCCAACGGUCAGGAUUACCCAUCAGACGUACCUCUACACAUAACCAAAGUUCUUGAGCUCAACAUGACGAAAUGGGAGCUUCAAGGGCUUGACCGAGUAAUGGAACCAACUGAUUUCACUCUUGGAGUAAAAGGAGCAUUAUACCCAGACCGGCGUGGAAGGCACACGAGGCUCAAAGGUCGACUAGAAACGACCAUUAGCUUCGUGCUUCCUUCAGUUCUCGCGCUUGUACCAGAAGAUGUUAGGAGAAACAUGGCCAAUGCGAUUUUGGCCGGUUUGGUGGAUAACAUGAAGCAUAGGGUUAUUGAGAGCUUGGUCGCUGAUUAUAGCAAAUUCAAAUAUGAAAGAAAAAAACACUAGUAAUUGAUAUCAAUGUUUGAUCAUGUAUAGUUCUAGAUCCAAUAUAUGAACAAUUGUGCGAGAUGUAGACCUCGAUUGUUUGAAAUAAUUGAGGCUUUUAAUCUCAAUGUUUAACCAUGUAUAGUUCUGGAUUUGAUAUGAACAAUAUAAACAAUAUACGUGACACUUAGGCCGAAGCUUUACUU
This is a messenger RNA of Arabidopsis thaliana (thale cress), 1028 nucleotides long. RefSeq lists its product as hypothetical. The transcript has 5 exons. NCBI's taxonomy places the organism in Eukaryota, Viridiplantae, Streptophyta, Magnoliopsida, Brassicales, Brassicaceae. The record is from RefSeq and is marked reviewed. Bases 151 to 843 code for a protein of 230 amino acids.